Messenger RNA from Lagopus muta (rock ptarmigan), 934 nucleotides. RefSeq lists its product as uncharacterized. Lineage: Eukaryota; Metazoa; Chordata; Aves; Galliformes; Phasianidae. The transcript has 7 exons. The coding region runs from base 1 to 801 and encodes 266 amino acids. The record is from RefSeq and is a predicted model, not a curated record.
AUGGUCACACUAUUAAUACUCAGCUUGGUGAUAGUGCACAAGAGCCUUAUCAGAGAAGACCUCAGGGACUACAGAUGCCACGUGGGAAGCGCCUGGGCAGCCGGCCGCGUGCGAAACCUGGAUGUCUUCCUGCAAGCCCCUGGGAUAGCUGAAACCAGAGGGACAUUAAGCAGAAACCGUAAAGUCACAUUUCUGAAAUGCUUUAGUCAUCAAAGCUCUGUGCAAGUAAAUCUGCUGCAGCUGGAGAAGAUGCACGGAGAUCUGACAGAGUGGGUAGCAGAGGGCUGCACUGUGGAGAGCCUGCAGGUCGUCCCCAGCACAGCCGGGGGAACCAACCGCACCUGUGUGUUACAGACAUCCACGAGAAGGCAGUUCCGUAGAAGAUUUAUUUUCAGAAGCAAAGUCUUUCUGGCAGUGAUUUCGAAUCACACCGUAACAGCAACACCACUCAAGCAGGAAGUGUUUUCCAAUGGCUCAUCUACCCCACGUGUGCACCCAGAGCAGCAGACCUCCCCAGAGAGAAUUCCAUCCACAAAUGGCAAACAUUUGCCGAUCAGACAAAAUAUAGGUAUCAUCAUGAAAGCGUUCAUCGUUUGCAUCCUGUUAGCUCCCAUGAUAUGCUACAUCAUAUGUUUCAUACAUGAAAUAAGCCACUUGUGCUCGUGCCGUGACCGGAUCGGCAGCAGAUGGAGCAGCAAAUGCAUAUCUGCAGCCUCCAUGCCAGCGGAUCGCCAGUCAGGAACACUCUCAGCCCAGCUACCUGAGAACAGAAAGGAGAAGUCAGUGCUGUGUUUUGCCUGACUCUCAGAAUCCCUUCCACAGAUCCUUACAUGAGAAGAUCCCAAAUUGUUGUUAUCCACAAAACCUACUUACGAAAUGCAGGCUUUAGCGAAACACCCUUUUACCAACAAAAAAUGCAUCAUCUUCCUCCUCA